This is a messenger RNA of Arachis stenosperma, 1332 nucleotides long. RefSeq lists its product as uncharacterized. Bases 1 to 1332 code for a protein of 443 amino acids. Lineage: Eukaryota; Viridiplantae; Streptophyta; Magnoliopsida; Fabales; Fabaceae. The record is from RefSeq and is a predicted model, not a curated record. The transcript has a single exon.
AUGGAUUUUCGUGAUACUUUCUCCCCAGUGUCUAAGCUUGCCACUGUUCGGGUUCUCCUAUCCUUAGCAGCUAUCAAAGGAUGGUCUUUGUGGCAAAUGGAUGUAAAUAAUGCCUUCUUAAAUGGAGACCUCUUCGAAGAGGUGUACAUGGAGCUGCCAUUAGGACACAAGGACAGAAAUAAAGGACUUGUUUGCAAGCUAAAUCGUUCUAUAUAUGGGCUACGUCAAGCUUCGCGACAGUGGUUUUUCAAGUUCUCAACUGCCUUGUUGAAGAACAACUUCAAACAGUCAAGAAAUGAUUACUCUCUCUUUUCUUAUGGGUCUGGUACAGAUGUGGUUUAUCUACUGGUAUAUGUAGACGACAUCAUCCUAGCAAGUGCCUCUUCCACUAUGCUGUCAAACAUUCAGAAAUUGCUUCAAUCCAUCUUUAAACUCAAGAUUCUUGGAGAUCUGAAAUACUUUCUUGGUCUAGAAAUUGCUAAAUCCACUUAUGGCAUCCAUCUAUGUCAGCGAAAAUACACCCUCAACCUACUGCAAGACACUAAUUUCACAACUUGUAAGCCAACAGUGCUACCAAUGGAACCCAACCUGAAGCUGAGCUCAACAGAUGGCACCCCUUUGAGUGAUCCAUCCUUAUAUCGAAGACUGGUGGGCAGGCUAAUAUACUUAACAAUAUCCAGACUUGAAAUCACUUAUGCAGUUAACACCUUGAGUCAAUUCAUGAAAAGUCCAAGCUCGUCCCACAUGGAUGCUCUCCACCACAUCCUUCAGUACUUGAAGGGAAGUCCAGGACAAGGUUUGUUUUUUCCAGCCAACUCUGACAUACGGCUCAUGGCAUAUGCUGAUUCAGAUUGGGCAGGCUGUCCAGACACCAGACGCAGUGUCACAGGCUACUCCACUUUCAUUGGCAACUCUUUAAUAUCCUGGAAAUCAAGCAAACAGACUACAAUAUCAAGAUCCUCAGCUGAAGCAGAGUACAGGGCAUUAGCAGCAGUGGCGGCUGAACUUAGUUGGUUAAAAAGAUUGAUGUUUGAUUUUAAUGUCAUCAUUGAUUCUGCUAUGUUAUUUUGUGAUUCCCAAUCAGCUAUACACAUAGCUACCAAUCCGACUUUCCAUGAACGCACAAAGCACAUAGAAGUUGAUUGCCAUUUCAUCCGAGAGAGAGUAGUUGCUGGUUUUAUCAAAUUGAUACAUGUUAAGUCCAAGCACCAACUAGCCGACAUCUUCACCAAACCCGUUUCAGCAGCUCAGUUUCACAGUCUUAUAGCCAAGUUUGGCAUUUUAAACAUCUAUAUGCCAAACUUGAGGGGGGAUAUUAGAAUUAAUAGUUAG